AUGCAUUUUUCUAGUUUAUCGAAUGCUUUGAAUGAAGACAUCAGUUACAAAAUGAACAAAAACAACUCAGGUGACAAAGAGUCUGUGAGGAAAUCCUGUUCUGCGAGAAUAUUUGAUGAAGAAGUCAAUGUCACAAAUCGUUCUGAUGAGAAUUAUCAUGAGCCUUUAGAGGCCUCACAUGGGGCACGGAUUAUGGCUAAUGAGGUGGGCGUUUCUCAUCAUUACACUUCUUUUUUCUUUCCUUAAAAAGUAGGUUUAGUUAUUGUAAAAGUUACAAUUUGUUAUCCGAAGAAGCAAGUAAAAAGGAAGUUCAAGUGAUUUUAAAGGCGAACGCGCAAAACCAUCUGAUUCAAUAUAUAAGCUUUGAGAAUAGGUCGUAAUUAGUUCCGAUUUGACUUGCCUCCAAAAUUAGCUCAAUUUUAAGUCCGUCCGUCCAACAUUGGAGAAACAUUCAACGCAACUAGAAUUUUUCUGCAUUAAAGGCGUUCAGGUAACUGAGUUUGAAAUUUUUUUUUUCGUGGAGAGGUGAAAAAGCGCGAGCAAAUGAAAUUUUUAGAUUAUGACGCCACUCUUCGACAUUCCACCAUCUUCACGCUGGAUAGGAAGUUGAUGUUUUGUAUCCCAGCUUUUUUGCUCUCUUCUAGUUUCGUUAAUUAAAAAAUCAAUAUGUUGGCAAAUUUUUUUUUCAGUCUGCGAGAGAAAAGGAACAACUAACACAGAAGAUCAUCCACCUUGAAACUGAGAUUAACGGUUAGUUUUAUGCGGUCACGCAUGCAUGAAAAGAAAAGUGCGCGCGGACUAGGGAGCCAUUUUUCUAAGAGUUUCCGAUGCUCCACUGAUAAUAAGUCGUUUACCCCCUUCCCCCCAACCUACUGCUUCUCGUUCCGUCAUAAAUAGUUCCGUUUUUCGUGUCUUCCCGGUUUACCUUAUCAGUCAAACCUUGAAUUUAUUCAAUCUAAUAUUCUAAGUACUUAAAAUAUUCAUUUGUUUUUUAACAGCUAAAGAGAAGGAGAUCGCCUUUCUUAAACAAACUCUCUUUGGGACAGACAAAGACAUUGCUGAUCUCAAGGGAAAACUGUCCCAGCUAAAACAAAAUGGGCAAAUAACUCAAUCUGAUUUUGUUAAGCAAAUGGCAUCAAUAGACGAAAAGCUGCAAGAGGCGAGGUACAACAUUGCCGAGCUCGAGGGGGGCCUUAAUUUUACCUUCCAGAAGAAUAAAACAGAAGCAGAAGAGUCCCAGAGCAAACCACAAAUAUUUAAUGGUGAGUUUGUAAAUUGGGAUGGCGUCGCAUCAACUGAGUGGUGACAACGCGGUUGAUACGACUGCCUUGUUUUUGGAGAGGAAAGAGGUGUUUGCAUCAUCUUUCACUAAAAAUAAAUAUUUUGAUUUCAUUAACAGUUCUUCCAUGCACUUUUAUUUUUAUUUCUGCUUCUCUUUUUUUCUAAACUAGGCAAAGCUUACUUUGACCUUCAACAAUCAUGGUUUGACACUGCAUCCAACAACGGUGGAUGUUUCAAAGUUGAAAACUUUCCAGUUAGCGCAAAAGAUCUUGAAACCAUAAGGAAUGUUAAAUCCUCUUCAAGGGCCUUCACUGAGCAAGCUAAAGGUAUGAAGAAGGAAACUUGUAAAUUACCAUUCCUUUACAGUGUACACCUGCGCGAAAGCAGUGUAGUCUUACGAGUCACAAAACAGUUAGAUACUCAGAAUUGAUAACAUGUUAUUCCAUAUAUCAGCUUUGAUUUUUUAAUCAUCUUUCAUCUAGGCAAAGAUUAUUUUGACCUUCAACCGUCAUGGUUUGACACUUUAGCAAAAAACGUUGGAUGUCUUCAAGUUGAAAACGUUCCACUUAAAGCAAAAGAUCUUGAAGCCAUGAAGAAAGGUAUGUAGAUGGAAACUUUAAAAUACGAUUCUACAUAGGUGAUAGUCCACAUCUGUGCGAAGUACUGUCUUCUGAGCGUGAAGAACCUAUUAAGCCAAUUAGAAUUGUCAAUGUACCCUUCAGCUUUAGUACUUUUGCAAUGUACUCGCAUGACUCAAAUUCAGUGAGUAACUUCAUGAGGUGUUACAUCAUACAAAAAUAACACAGAUUCUUCUGGUAUUAUGGUGAACUUAUUUUCCAAGAAAGCUAAAGGGGUAAAAACGAACACAUAUCCCUGCUUCCAACUUCCCCAACUUCCACUCAGAUCAAUCAUUUUUCAGAGGAGGUAGCUUUAAUUGAAGAGUUAGUUUGUUCUUUUAUCGAGUGCUCAAGGUCACGGUUUUUGCGGCGGUUUAGAAAAAGUGUUUCGCUGAAAUUAAUUCACUUUUGGUUCGGUAAGCUAAAAUCUUAGGUAUCUUUAUGUGGAAACGAAAUUCUCUACAUUGCAAUCAUAAAACAAAACUUAAUUUAUCUUUUAUCUAGGCAAAGAUUAUUUUGACCUUCAACCGUCAUGGUUUGACACUCUAUCCCAAAACGCUGGAUGUCUUCAAGUUGAAAACGUUCCAGUUAAAGGAAAAGAUCUUGAAGCCAUGAAGAAUGCUAAAUCAAAUUCAAAGGCCUCCAUAGCUGAGCCAGCUAAAGGUAUGAAGAUGAAAAAUUGUAAAAUACCAUUCUAUAUAAGUGAUAGUCCACAUCUAUACGAAGUAGUGUAUUCUGAAAGUGACAAACCCGUCUGGUAUAAAGGUGAACUUUUUUUCCAAGAUAGCUAGAGGCGUUACAAAACGAACACACAUCCCUGCUUCCAACUUUGUUUAAGCUCAAACUGUGACGAUUUCUUCUGCAUUAAAGACUUGUGACUUAUCCAGUCAGAUCAACCCUUUUUCGGAGGAGGUAAUUUAAUUAAAAAGAGUUAGCUUGCUUCCUUGCUCAAGAUCACGGUUUAUGCGUCGGUUUAGAAAAGUGUCUCGCUCAAUUUAACUCACUUUGGUUUGGUAAGCUAAAACUCCCAGCUAUCUUUAUGCUUAAACGAAAUUCUGAGCAUUGCCAUCAUAACCAAAACAAAAAUUGAUUAAUCUUUUAUCUAGGCAAAGAUUAUUUUGACCUUCAACCAUCAUGGUUUGACACUCUAUUGGGAAACGCUGGAUGUCUUGAAGUUACAAACGUUCCAGUCAAAGCGAAUGAUCUUGAGGCCAUAAAGAAUGUCAGAUCAAAUUUAAAGGCCUCCACUGAGCCACCUAAAGGUAUGAAUAAGAAAACUUGUGAAAUACGAUUGCACAUAUUUAGUUUUAGUGACGAACCAGUUAGACAAUUAGAACUGUCAAUGUACUUCUCAGCUUUGGUACUUCCUCGCCCAAUCUUUUUUUAACUGUCUGGGGAGUCCAUAUUCUUACCAUCACCCAUUAGAUCCUGUUCUGGCAAGCACUGUUUCCAAUGGGAAAAAAAUA
Messenger RNA from Pocillopora meandrina, 3364 nucleotides. NCBI's taxonomy places the organism in Eukaryota, Metazoa, Cnidaria, Anthozoa, Scleractinia, Pocilloporidae. The record is from the annotation of a GenBank genome assembly.